Messenger RNA from Closterium sp. NIES-65, 2184 nucleotides. Lineage: Eukaryota; Viridiplantae; Streptophyta; Zygnematophyceae; Desmidiales; Closteriaceae. The record is from the annotation of a GenBank genome assembly.
AUGCGGGGAGCCCGUCGUCUAACCUCCUCCCACGGACCCAUUACCCCUCCCUCUUCCCUCAUUUGCCCACCUUCCCUCUUUCUUUUCCCCCACUACACCUCCUCAGCCCCCCCUUCUCUCCCUCCCAUUUUCCGCCCUUCCACCUCUCAUUUCCCCCCCCCCCCCCCCUGUGCCCUCGAUAUUUCCCCCACUGCUCCUCCACACUUCCCCCCACUUACCCCCACUUCUCCCUCUCAUGUCCCUCCUUUAUUCAUCUCAUCCCCACCCCGUCUCCCCCCCAUUGACCCCCCUUCUUCCUCUCAUCUCUUCCCUUGCUCUAUGUCCCCCACCGCUCCCGCUCACUUCACACUCUCCCUCUCAUUUCCCUUACUGCUCCCCCUCAUUUCCACUGGCUCUCCCCCACUUCUCCCCCCCAGUUCUGCCGGCUUCUCGCGUCACCAACUGAACGCGUCUCCACCGCGAGCCUCGCACGCCAUUUCGCCACUUCCCCAUUUCGCCCAGAGCUCUAAAUCCCGUGCUCAAGAGAACCCCAUUCCCGUCGCCAUUCCUCUCACCCCUCUCAUCGCCCACUAUGAUAUCCUCAAGUUCGCCAAAUCGCCCACCCGUCUCCCUUUCCGUCGCGCGUCACGUCGCUAUCUCGUCGCCCGUCCCGUCGCCCUCUUCGUCGCCCUCUCUCCCCUCCUCUCCUCCCGUCGGCCUCUCUCUCGCCCCUCCCUACCGAUCGCCAUCCCGUCGCUCGCCCCGUCGCGCUCUCUCUCUCCGCUCCCUUCCCGUCGCCCUCUCUCUCGCCCCUCCCUUCCCGUCAUGCUCUCUCUCUGCGCGCCCUUCCCGUCGCCCUCUCUCUCGCCCCUCCCUUCCCAUCGCUCUCUCUCUCUCCGCUCCGCCCUCUCUCUCGCUCCUCCUUCGAAUCGCGCUCUCUCUCCGCUCCCUUCCCGCCGGCCUCUCUCUCCGCUCCCUUCCCGUCACGCUCUCUCUCUCCGCUCCCUUCCCCUCGCCCUCUCUCUUGCCCCUCCCUUCCCAUCGCGCUCUCUCUCUCCGCUCCCUUCCCGUCGCCCUCUCUCUCGCCCCUCCCUUCCCGUCGUGCUCUCUCUCUCCGCUACUUUCCCAUCGCCCUCUCUCUCACCCCUCCCUUCCCGUCGCGAUCUCUCUCUCCGCUCCCUUCCCGUCGCCCUCUCUCUUGCCCCUCCUACCCGUCGCGCUCUCUCUCUCCGUGCCCUUCCCGUCGCCCUCUCUCUCGCCCCUCCCUUCCCAUCACGUUCUCUCUCUCCGCUCCGCCCUCUCUCUCGCUCCUCCCUUCGAAUCGCGCUCUCUCCGCUCCCUUCCCGUCGCGCUCUCUCUCUCUCUCUCUCUCUCUCUCUCUCUCUCUCUCUCUCUCUCUCUCUCUCUCUCUCUCUCUCUCUCUCUCUCUCUCUCUCUCCGCUCCCUUCCCAUUGCCCUCUCUCUUUCUGCUCCCUUCCCAUCCUCCCUUCUCGCUCGCCUCGAAUAGCCCUCCCGGCGACCUUCGACUCUCCCAUCACGUAUGCCCUCCUUUCUCCGUCGCCUCUCUCGUUCUCCCUCUGCUAUCGCGUCAGCGAGACCCAUUCCGUACUCUGUUAUUGUGUUUGGUUUGUUUGUUUUUUGACUUUCCAUCUAUUCUCGACACCCUCUCGCCUGCCGCCGAUCCUCUCUCCCAUCGCCCUCCCGUUUCCCUUCGCCCUCCCGUUUCCCGCCCCCCUCCCGUUUCCCGUCGCCCUCCCUUUUCCCGACGCCCUCCCGUUUCACAUCGCCCUCGCGUUUCCCGUCGCCCUCCGGUUUCCCGUCGCCCUCCCGUUUCCCGUCGCCCUCCCUUCUUCCGUCGCCCUCCCUUUUCCCGUCGCCCUCGCGUUUCCCGCCCUCCCGUUUCCCGUCGCCCUCCCAUUUUCCGUCGCCCUCCCGUUUCCCGUCGCCCUCCCGUUUCCCGUCGCCCUUGCGUUUCCCGUCGGCCUCCCGUUUCCCAUCGCCCUCCCUCUUUCUCUUCAUUCGCGUCACCUUGCCCAUCAUAAUUUCCCCCCUAGUGCUGUUUUUCUCUUCUGUUUCCCGUUAUUGCACCUCUCCCAGGCCUCAAUUCCAAGGCAGCACAUUGAUCAGAGCUCUACUAGCUCUACUAACAUUCAAACACUUUCACUCUCAUCACAUACAUGUGUGUCUGCUUGGGAUUUAGCGUGA